UCUUGUGUGGAACGUUCAAGGAUUGUCACCUUGCCUACAUCUACAAGAAAUCAUCUGUAACAUUCGCUUGAGAUGUUUGGAUUUUGAUGUAUAAUAAGUCUAACUAGAUUUUGGAUGGUCUUGAUACGCUCGUAGCCUGCAAAAGGCUCUCCCUCCUACCAAUAGAAUACAUACACCUAUUACAUUAGCACCUUCAUCUCCAUUAGCUUUUGCCGAUUUCUCACCUCUGUUCCCUAUGUGGGGUUGUUGUAGCUGCUGCAGAACUCGAUUUCUAAGCUGCUUCCGAGCCUAUCUCACACCUCGUCUUGCCAAUUGUAGGCUCACUGGGUCUCCUUCCUUUCGUUUUAUAGACAAGGAAAAGAGCAUGAGCUCUUCUUUCUCUUCUUUUGCCCAUUCUAGUAGAAGUGGAAGAGGGUUGGAGAUGGAAAACGAUAGAGAAAGAUCAAGGGGCCGUGGUGGUACAGGAGGCAAGGAUAAAAUUGAUGCUCUUGGGAGACUCUUGACACGCAUUUUGCGCCAUAUGGCUUCUGAAUUAAACUUGAAUAUGCGGAGUGAUGGGUGUGUCAAAGUUCAAGAUUUACUAAAGUUGAAUAUGAAAACAUUUGCCAAUAUUCCAUUAAGGUCACACACAGUUGAUGACAUUAAGGAGGCUGUUAGAAAGGAUAAUAAGCAGCGAUUCAGCCUUUUGGAGGAAAAUGGGAGUCUAAUACGUGCAAACCAAGGCCAUACAGUAAAGACAGUUGAAUCUGAGAGCUUAUUAAAAGCAAUCCUUUCAGCUGAGGAAGUUCCGGUGAAAAUAUAUGUUAUUGUAAUGUGUACUGCUCUUUUUCCUGUGAUUGUAGUGUGUGUACAUGGAACCUAUAAGAGGAAUAUGGAAUCUAUAUUAAAGUCUGGCUUAAAGCGCAUGCAAAGAAUGCAUGUUCACUUUGCAUCUGGCUUGCCAACUGAUGGUGAAGUGAUUAGCGGUAUGAGGAGGGAUGUUAAUGUUUUGAUACAUCUUGAUGUCAAAAAAGCUCUGGAAGAGGGAAUGAAGCUUUACAUAUCUGAUAAUGGGGUGAUCUUGACUGAAGGUUUUGAUGGUGUGGUGCCUGUAAAGUACUUCAAAAAGAUUGAAUCAUGGCCAGAUGGACAACUAAUACCUUUUCAAACACAAAUUUGAUGAUGAGUGGCCCUUUCUUUCGUGACAUGCUAGCUUGGCAUGUAUGCAGUUUAGCCUGAAUGAGCUUUUUGCAGCUGCUGAAUUAGAAAAACAAAAAGAAAUAGAAAAAGUCGUCAAGAAUAGAAUUAAAACUUUUGUUUGGAUUCUCUAUUUCAUUUUUGCGUGUAAAGUUAUAUUGAGACUGUAAAGAGUUACUUUAUUCUAAUUGGUUGUGUUGUCAAAGUUACGGAGGAAGAAAUAAAUGAUCUAUGAGAGUUUUGUUUGAUGGA
Molecule: messenger RNA, 1428 nt
Organism: Hevea brasiliensis (rubber tree)
Lineage: Eukaryota; Viridiplantae; Streptophyta; Magnoliopsida; Malpighiales; Euphorbiaceae
Biological process (GO): tRNA splicing, via endonucleolytic cleavage and ligation
Molecular function (GO): tRNA 2'-phosphotransferase activity
Source: RefSeq, a predicted model, not a curated record